GUGCUCGCCUCGUCCCACGGUACAAGGAACUCUGCUUGGCUUUCGUUGCAGUUUGUUGAACAACGUCGGCUCGAUCGCCGCUCGGUGUGAUGUGACUUGUUGAUUUAUUAAAUCAGUGUUUUAGUGCUGUUGUCUGUGAUAAAAAUGACCUGAUGCAUGGAAUAUGUGUUUAAUGUUUUGCAAGUGUUCAGUGUAAAAUGGGUUUGAUUACAUCGCGAGAGCAAACAAUGUUGGACGGGCCGGCAGUAGGGCCGGCCAAGAGUCACCAUGUGCGGCAGGCGUCGACUAGGAACCGCACCAAGCCGCCGAUGCCAGACAGGGAUGAGCUGGAGAACCGUUUCGUUAAAGUUCUGGCCUCAAUGGACCUGCCACCCGACAAGGCGAAACUGCUCCGCAACUACGACUUGGAGAAGAAAUGGGAGAUCAUCUGCGACCAGGACAUGGUACAGGCCAAGGAUUCGCCCACGCACUACCUCAACAAGCUCAGGACGUACCUCGACCCGAAGGCCUCCAGGAGUCACAGGAAGCGAAAAAUGGUCGGUGACUCCACAUCCACACAAGUUCUUAGAGAUUUGGAAAUAUCACUCCGAACCAAUCACAUAGAAUGGGUUCGGGAGUUCCUGAACGAACAGAACCAGGGUUUGGACGUGCUGAUCGACUACCUCAGCUUCCGGCUCAGCAUGAUGCGGCACGAGCAGAGGAUAGCUCUCGCUCGGAGCCAGUCCAGCGACGGGAUCAACCAAGGUGCAAACACAACGACCUCCGACUGCAGCGCGCCGACCGACAACAGCUCCACGCUGAACGCGUCGUGGCGGCGGCGCGCGCGCUCCACCGACGCCGAGUGCGAGGGCGCCGCCAGCCCGGCCGUCGCGCGCCGCCGCACGAGGCAUGCCGCGCGCCUCAACAUGGGCGCCUCCACCGACGAUAUACACGUGUGCAUCAUGUGCAUGCGGGCUAUCAUGAACAAUAAGUACGGCUUCAACAUGGUAAUCCAGCACCGGGAAGCCAUCAACAGCAUAGCUCUCUCCCUGGUCCACCAUUCGCUACGCACCAAAGCGCUAGUGCUGGAACUCCUGGCCGCCAUAUGCCUCGUGAAAGGUGGACACCAGAUCAUAUUGUCGGCGUUCGACAACUUCAAAGAAAUAGCCGGCGAGCCGAGGAGGUUCCACACUUUGAUGGACUACUUUAUGAACUACGAACACUUCCAUAUUGAAUUUAUGGUGGCGUGCAUGCAGUUCGUGAACAUCAUAGUGCACUCGGUGGAGGACAUGAACUUUAGAGUGCACUUACAAUACGAGUUCACCUCGCUCAAGCUAGACGACUAUUUGGAAAGGCUACGGAUGUGCGAGAGCGAGGAUCUGCAGGUCCAAAUAUCGGCGUACCUCGACAACGUUUUUGACGUUGCGGCCCUUAUGGAAGACAGCGAGACCAAAACGGCGGCGCUUGAAAAGGUCAACGAACUGGAGGAUGAGUUGGGACACGCCCACGAGCGCCUGGCAGCGCUCGAGCGCGAGGCGAUAGCGAAAUUGGCCACGCUAGAAUCGGAACUGGCCAGCGUACGCCAGGAGCGCGACCAGCUGGCCGAGGCGCGCCGGCAAGUAGUGGAAGAGGUGUCAACGCUAAGACGGGCGCAACAGGACUCUAGAAACAGGCAGUCCAUGCUGGAGUCCAAGGUUCAGGAGCUGGAAUCCUUGACCAAGUCACUGCCCAGAGGAGCGUCCAUGGGCGCCAUUUCUUCCCACGCCCUCUGCAACGGUACCAACGGCACCAGCGGAACCACAAACGGCACCCACACCCCCAACGGCCCCUCUUCCCCCCUCCCGAACGGCUUCACCAAGCCCGUCCCCCCUCCCCCCGCCCCUAAACCCCCUCCAGCCCCCGUAGCACCCCCCCCACCUCCGCCACCCCCCCUAGUACCGUUUGCUCCACCACCCCCACCUGCACCUGGGUUAAUGAUGCCCCCGCAACAUACGGACGCCAUGACGAUAAAGAGGAAGGUGGACACCAAGUAUAAGCUGCCUACGUUAAACUGGAUAGCUUUGAAGCCUAACCAGGUUCGAGGCACAAUAUUCAACGAGCUAGACGAAGAGCGGCCUAGAAACAGGAUAAACUUCGCAGAGUUCGAGGAGAAAUUCCGCAUCGGCGGCCCCUGCGGCCUCGGAGUGGACUCCUGCGACAACGACACGCUGGCGUCCUUCCCGAGCAAGAGGUUCAGGAGGCCUGACACUGUGUCGCUGCUGGAACACACGCGGUUAAGGAACAUAGCAAUAUCCCGAAGAAAACUCGACAUACCCGUCGAGAAAGUAAUCCUAGCGGUCAACAACCUCGACCUCAAACAACUCCCCCUAGAAAGCGUCGAAAUCCUCCAACGGAUGGUGCCUACCGAAGCCGAACAGAAGGCCUACAAAGAAUACUUAGCUGAGAAGAAAAAUAUCAGUUUAUUAACCGAGGAAGAUAAAUUCCUAAUGCAACUAGCGAAAGUAGAAAGGAUUUCCGCUAAAUUGUCCAUAAUGAGUUACAUGGGAAAUUUCUUCGAUAACAUCCAUCUAAUAACGCCUCAAAUCCAUGCGAUAAUCUCAGGGUCAUCCUCAGUCAAAUCCUCACAGAAACUAAGAAAUGUCCUGGAGAUUAUCCUCGCUUUUGGUAACUACUUGAACAGUAGCAAGCGAGGCCCGGCCUACGGGUUCAAGUUGCAGUCUUUGGACACGCUCAUGGAUACGAAGUCUACGGAUAAGAGGGUAUCGUUGCUGCAUUAUAUUGUGGGGACCAUUAGGCAGAACUUCCCGGAGCUGAUGAGCUUUGAUUCAGAGUUGAUGUAUAUUGACAAGGCUGCUCAAGUGUCCCUGGAGAACGUGGUGUCGGACGUGUCGGAGCUGGAGCGCGGCAUGGAGGCCGUGCGGCGCGAGUGCGAGGCGCGCGAGGCGCACCGCGCCGCCGCGCCGCACGUGCGCGACUUCCUCAACAACGCGCACGACAAGCUGCGCCGCACGCGCACAGAGGCCAAGCUGGCGCAGGACGCGUUUGCGGCGUGCGUGGAGUACUUCGGCGAGGCGCCGCGCGGCGUCGACGCGAACGCUUUCUUCUCGCUGCUCGUGCGAUUCACGAGGGCGUUCAAGCAAGCGGACACAGAGAACGAACAACGCCGGCGGCUAGAACAAGCCGCCCAACAAGCCGACUACGUGGACCCUGCCAAGACCAGGCAGGCGCAGAAGAAACAACAGGAGGCUGUAAUCAACGAACUGAAAACGAAAUCGCAAGCCGUCGGGGAGAAGAAACUUCUACACCAAGACGAAGUAUACAACGGGGCGUUAGAAGACAUUCUACACGGGCUUCGAAGCGAGCCCUACAGGCGGGCAGACGCCGUGCGAAGGUCGCACCGGCGGCGCAUCAACUCGCACAGACUCUCUAAAGGACUAGAGGAACUAGACGUAUGAUACGAACCAACCUCCAGUCAACAACUGGAAAACGCCUCUGUCCUAGACGCUGUCAGAUCUAUAAACGCGCGCUGCGACGAUAA
Messenger RNA from Cydia amplana, 3517 nucleotides. It is a transcript of the gene Frl, whose product is annotated as formin-like protein. The coding region runs from base 198 to 3434 and encodes 1078 amino acids. Gene Ontology annotation, molecular function: actin filament binding; small GTPase binding. Gene Ontology annotation, biological process: cortical actin cytoskeleton organization; regulation of cell shape; cell migration. The transcript has 17 exons. Gene Ontology annotation, cellular component: cytosol. Lineage: Eukaryota; Metazoa; Arthropoda; Insecta; Lepidoptera; Tortricidae. The record is from RefSeq and is a predicted model, not a curated record.